Pollicipes pollicipes is the source of this 669-nucleotide messenger RNA. Its product is annotated as cuticle protein 7-like. The annotation marks the transcript as partial. Gene Ontology annotation, cellular component: extracellular matrix. The record is from RefSeq and is a predicted model, not a curated record. Lineage: Eukaryota; Metazoa; Arthropoda; Thecostraca; Pollicipedomorpha; Pollicipedidae. The transcript has a single exon.
CGCCGUGCAGGGACAUCAGGACAGAGCUUUGAGACAUCUCUCACGCAUUAUGUCGCCUUGUUUCAGGUCUUCAUCGUCGCCGCCGUGCUGGCUGUUGCCGCCGCCGCCCCGGCCCCGGAGACGCCGGUGUACAAGCCCGCUCCGGCUCCCUACCACCCGGCCCCGGCGCCGUACAAGCCGGCCCCCUACCACCCGGCCCCGUCUUACAAGCCGGCCCCCUACCACCCGGAGCCCCAGUACAAGGAGGAGCCCAAGCCGUUCGCCUACGACUACGCUGUCAACGACCACUACACCGGCACCAACUUCGCCAAGAAGGAGGAGAGCGAUGGCCACAACACCCAGGGAUAUUACUCGGUGGCUCUGCCCGACGGCCGCAUCCAGCACGUCAAGUACGUCGCCGACCACUACGGUGGCUUCAACGCUGAGGUGACCUACGAGGGUGAGGCCCAGUACCCCGAGUACCACCCCGCCCCUGCCUACAAGCCCGCCCCCUACAAGCCUGCCCCUUACAAGCCUGCCCCUUACAAGCCCGCACCGGCUUACGCUCCCGCCUACAAGCCCAAGUACUAAGCAGUCCCAUGUCUGAGAAGAAUGUUAGUGUUGUGAUAUUUAUCGUGAACGUCUGUACCUGUUGUACGUUGUAAUAAAAGCCAGCGUGCUCACUUGACA